GAGACGCAGGGCUCCGAACGUCAAAGCCCUGCGUCCUCCGGCACUCAGAGCGGUGGAAAGGCGCGCUCGGUGGUGGCUGCGGCAGCGAUAGCAGGCCCAGCUGGACCGACACCAGGCAGUGCGAAGCUGACGUGCAAAGCAGCGCGAGUGAAGCGUGAGGGCGACGCCCGCGCCGGGAAGACCCCUCCGCGCGAACCGCGGCCGACCAGACCCGGGUCCCGGCUUCCGAGGCCCCGCCUUUCGGGCCUUGGGACUAAUCGGAUUGAGAGCGCGCCGGCCCGGACCGCGAACUCGCCAAUUGCGUAAGGCGUCAGCUACCGCCCAAUCCGGAGCAGACAGGUGCGAGGUCCGAAAGGCGGAGACCAAUCAGCAGCGGUUGCGGCCUGUUGGGGUCGGUCUCGGCCAAUGAGGAGGCCCGAGUGACGUCCUGGCGCACCAAUCGGGAGUGAGAGAGCAUUGGUGCUCGCCCGCCCUUCCGGCCUGAGCUCUAUUUAGCAGGGGCGUGCGGCCGGUUUACCAAUCAGAGCGCGGCUGAGCGGCCAAGCAGCCAACCCCGGAGGAGCGGCCGGCCGGCGUCCGCCGCACCCAAGAGUUGGGGAUGUCCUACAAACCCAUCGCCCCCGCCCCUAGCAGCACCCCCGGCUCCAGCACCCCUGGGCCCGGUACCCCGGUACCUACAGGUGAGGAUCCAGCUCUACCCCUGCUCGUCUGCCCGGGUGGUCGAGGUCUCGAAGAGAAGACGGCCUGAGUUCUGCAACACUGGGCCUGCCGCCUACCCUCGCUGAGCCUCAGUUUGCUGGCCUGUGAAGUGGGCGUGGUCAUCCGGAAGUGUCCCAUCGCCAUCGGGCUCGGUGCCGGGAGCCGCUGCCCCUUUCAGACCCCUGUUUAACGACUUUGGACCGCCCUCCAUGGGCUAUGUGCAGGCAAUGAAGCCACCCGGAGCCCAGGGUUCUCAGAGCACCUACACGGACCUGCUAUCGGUCAUAGAGGAGAUGGGCAAAGAGAUCCGGCCUACCUAUGCUGGCAGCAAGAGCGCCAUGGAGCGCCUGAAGAGAGGCAUCAUCCAUGCCCGGGCCCUAGUCAGAGAAUGCCUGGCAGAGACAGAGCGGAACGCCCGCACGUAACAGGACGCAACUCCGCCACCGAGUCUGGACCUUUCCUGGCCACUGCAGAGCACCUGCUUCUCCCUGGCCUUCACCCCGAGUUGCACUUCCCAACCUGGGCUUCCUGUCCUGUGUCCCUUGGUGGGUGCCCUCCAGGAACCAGGGGGGCUCUCACUUCAGUCGACAGCACUGACUGGGACUCUUUCGAGAGUUAGUAGCGAGGUCGCUGUGAGUCCCACCCAUGACCUGCCAACAGUGUUGAUCCAACUGGAGCUUGCUCCUUUCUGUGGCCCCCACCACUCAGCACUUACCCAGGACUUUUCACCACUUUUCCCAGACUCCUCCCCUAGCAGGGCCUCCGAAGGCCUGUCACCUCCCUGCCUUGUCUCCUGGGCCAUAGCGACUCUUUUUUCAGUGUCUUUUGCUAAAUAUGCCCUUUUUGUAUAAAUAAAAGAUAAUUUGGAGUUGUUCUCUCA
Messenger RNA from Leptonychotes weddellii (Weddell seal), 1579 nucleotides. It is a transcript of the gene CDK2AP2, whose product is annotated as cyclin dependent kinase 2 associated protein 2. Gene Ontology annotation, cellular component: microtubule; nucleus; cytoplasm. NCBI's taxonomy places the organism in Eukaryota, Metazoa, Chordata, Mammalia, Carnivora, Phocidae. The record is from RefSeq and is a predicted model, not a curated record. Gene Ontology annotation, biological process: negative regulation of G1/S transition of mitotic cell cycle; regulation of microtubule cytoskeleton organization.